This is a messenger RNA of Gastrolobium bilobum, 531 nucleotides long. RefSeq lists its product as uncharacterized. Lineage: Eukaryota; Viridiplantae; Streptophyta; Magnoliopsida; Fabales; Fabaceae. The coding region runs from base 1 to 531 and encodes 176 amino acids. The record is from RefSeq and is a predicted model, not a curated record. The transcript has a single exon.
AUGGAAAAGUAUGUAGGUUCUUCUUUUACAAAGUCAAGUAGUGGCAGUACUAAACGUGCUCCAUCCGAAUCUGCAUCUAUUGAUUUAUUUCAAGAUAAACAAAAUGAGUGUGCUACUCCCUCAAGUCAGAACAAACCAACAGUAGAAGGUCCACCGGAUUUGUAUGUUCCUGAUCCGGGUAAAAGACUUCCUAUUAUGAGAAUUGCGAAGAGUGCUCAAGAAAGGGAAAUGAUUCGAAGAAUUUAUAUAACGAAUGGUCCUUGUCAACCAAAACUUGACAACUUUCCUCAAUCCUUAAUUGGGGGUAAAAUGCGUAGAUUUAAUCCUCAAUGGUACAAUGAGUUUGGCACUUGGUUGGAGUAUAGUGAAUCAAAAGAUGUUGUAUUUUGCUUGCAUUGUUAUCUAUUUAAAUGUGAGCAUGGUGAUGGAAGGGGUGGUCAUGAUUCAUUUGCAAGAGAAGGAUUUAGCAAUUGGAAAGACAAACAACGGCUUUUUAAACAUAUUGGGAAAGUUAGAAGCAUUCAUAAGUAG